AAACACAGUCCCGCCCUGUUUGGCUCCCGCACAGCCCUGUCCACUGGGCAUCCUCCACCACGGAGAAAUCCACCCACCCAGUCCACUGACCCCACCCACUGCCCUGAACCUUAAAGGAGGCUGGAGCUGUUCAUCGAGAUUGGAGCUGAGAUCCUGCAAGAGCCCAGAGCCAAAAAAGAAGGCCUGUGAGGAGAAAAGUCGCAAGAAGUCGUGAAUUUAUGGGACACUCUGAAGAAAUGAUGAAUACAAUGAAAAAAGGGCUUCUGUGUGUACUGCUGCUUUGUGAAGUAGUCUUCACUUUGCCCCGCCAGGAAAUCUACACCCGAUUCAGAAGAGGAGCCAGAUCCUACAGAGUGAUGUGCAGGGAUGAAAAAACACAGAUGAUUUACCAGCAACAUGAGUCCUGGCUGCGCCCCAUGCUCAGAAGCAACCGAGUGGAGUACUGCUGGUGCAAUAGCGGCAGGCCACAGUGCCACUCGGUGCCCAUCAAAAGUUGCAGUGAGUCGAGGUGCUUCAAUGGGGGGACAUGUUGGCAGGCUAUAUAUUUCUCAGAUUUUGUCUGCCAGUGCCCUGAAGGAUUUGCUGGGAAACGCUGUGAAAUAGAUACCAGUGCCACAUGCUACAAGGAUCAGGGCAUCACCUACAGGGGCACGUGGAGCACUGUGGAAAGCGGAGCUGAAUGUGUCAACUGGAACAGCAGUGUGUUGGCCCUGAAGUCCUACAAUGGGCGGAGACCAGAUGCCAUCAAGCUGGGCCUUGGGAAUCACAACUACUGCAGGAACCCCGACCGAGACUCAAAGCCCUGGUGCUAUGUCUUUAAGGCAGGGAAGUAUACCUCAGAGUUUUGCAGCACACCAGCCUGCUCCAAGGGAAAAAAUGAGGACUGCUACUUUGGAAAAGGGUUAGCAUACCGUGGCACCCAAAGCCUCACCACAUCUGGUGCCUCCUGCCUUCCGUGGAAUUCCAUGAUCCUGAUAGGCAAGAGUUAUACAGCGUGGAAGACCAACUCCCAGGCUCUCGGACUGGGAAAACAUAAUUAUUGCCGGAAUCCAGAUGGAGAUGCCAAGCCCUGGUGCCAUGUGCUGAAGGACCGCAAGUUGACGUGGGAAUACUGUGACAUGCCCCAAUGCUCCACCUGUGGCCUGAGACAGUACAAGCAGCCUCAGUUUCGCAUUAAAGGAGGACUCUUCACAGACAUCACAUCUCAUCCUUGGCAGGCUGCCAUAUUUGCCAAGAAUAGGAGGUCACCAGGAGAGAGGUUUUUGUGUGGGGGAGUGCUGAUCAGUUCCUGCUGGGUCCUAUCUGCUGCUCACUGCUUCCUAGAGAGGUUUCCUCCCCACCACCUUAAGGUGGUCUUGGGCAGAACAUACCGGGUGGUCCCUGGUGAAGAGGAACAGAAAUUUGAAGUAGAAAAAUACAUCGUCCAUAACGAAUUUGAUGAUGACACUUACGACAAUGAUAUUGCAUUGCUGCAGCUGAAAUCAGACUCAUUACAGUGUGCCCAGGACAGCAACUCUGUCCGCACUGUCUGCCUCCCUGACGCCAACCUGCAGCUGGCUGACUGGACGGAAUGUGAACUGUCUGGCUAUGGCAAGCACGAGGCAUCUUCUCCUUUCUAUUCUGAACGGCUGAAGGAGGCUCAUGUCAGAUUGUACCCAUCCAGCCGCUGUACAUCACAACAUAUGUUUAAUAAAACUGUCACAAACAACAUGCUGUGUGCUGGAGAUACUCGAAGUGGAGGGAACCAAGCAAACCUGCAUGAUGCUUGCCAGGGUGACUCAGGAGGCCCUUUGGUGUGUGUUAAGGACAAACGCAUGACUUUGGUUGGCAUCAUCAGUUGGGGUCUUGGUUGUGGGAAGAAGGACGUUCCAGGUAUAUAUACCAAGGUCACUAAUUACCUAGACUGGAUUCAAAAAAAUAUGCAACCAUGACCAAGAAAACUCAGCUCCUUAAAAUCAAAGGAGAUCCUGACUUCUUCCUCUUCAGAAGACA
Messenger RNA from Ictidomys tridecemlineatus (thirteen-lined ground squirrel), 1992 nucleotides. It is a transcript of the gene Plat, whose product is annotated as plasminogen activator, tissue type. NCBI's taxonomy places the organism in Eukaryota, Metazoa, Chordata, Mammalia, Rodentia, Sciuridae. The record is from RefSeq and is a predicted model, not a curated record. Gene Ontology annotation, molecular function: serine-type endopeptidase activity. Gene Ontology annotation, biological process: smooth muscle cell migration; platelet-derived growth factor receptor signaling pathway; plasminogen activation. Gene Ontology annotation, cellular component: extracellular region.